Poeciliopsis prolifica (blackstripe livebearer) is the source of this 7692-nucleotide messenger RNA. RefSeq names its product E3 ubiquitin-protein ligase RNF43. Gene Ontology annotation, biological process: ubiquitin-dependent protein catabolic process; Wnt receptor catabolic process. Bases 1722 to 4151 code for a protein of 809 amino acids. The record is from RefSeq and is a predicted model, not a curated record. Gene Ontology annotation, molecular function: frizzled binding; ubiquitin protein ligase activity. Lineage: Eukaryota; Metazoa; Chordata; Actinopteri; Cyprinodontiformes; Poeciliidae. The transcript is spliced from 9 exons.
CCGCCUUCACGUGUAAUUUGUAAAUUGAAAGUCAAUGAACUGAUUUAUUUUUUUAAACUAGAUCUAUAAAUUGAACAUUUUCACAUCGUUUUGAUGGGGUUCGCCCAAGUAUGUAAACGUGUACUGCUCGAUGGUUGCUCGGGUUGUAAAAAUAAGUAUGACGUUGCAGAAAAUGUCGCUAAUUUUAGAGCGUUACAAUAACGACAAAUGAUUAAUUACGCGUAAUCUCUUCAGACGAUUCAAAAUCAAUUUGUAUUUAUUUGUCAUUAAUUGCUACGUUUUUUUUGUUUUGUUUUUCUGCUAUGGUUAAGUUUUGACCCAAAAAAAUAUAAAAUAUUUCUGUUGACGCUUUCACGUGAAGGCAGCAAGCCUGCGAGCAGGUAGAGUGACAAUGAGAUCCCACGGGAGCGACAGAGAGUCCGGGAGGUAAACUUUUGAGACGGUGUCAUAGCUGUGCGCUCUGUCCCAGGACCCUAACCACGCGCAGUGGGGACUACAUGGAGGCUGGACUACUACUCCUUCACGCGUUUCGGGGUGUUUUUCCCCGGUUUACUCGCCUGUAAUUCUGAUGAGCGAUUCAUUUCCCCCCCUGCGUGCUCUCAGGAGGGUCGGUUCUCAUUUCUCAAUAUGCCGCGGAGGCUCUCUGAAGUCGGGGCUGCCUCCUUCUCGUUUAAUUGAGGAGCGACUGCAGGACGUCAGUGAGCGGCAGGUUAGGGUUUAGAAGCCGCUUCGGCGUUUCAAUCAGUUUAGUUACAAAGUUCUGAGCUCCGCGAGAAAACUGUCCGUUUGUUCCGGUUAAUAAUUAGAUAGAGCCGAGAGAGCGCAGACGAGCAGCUCCUUCGAGGAUUUACUUCUUUUUUUUCCUUUUCUUUUUUCUCUUUUUUUCCUUUUUUUUUUUUCUCUUUUUUUUUUUUUUUUUUUUUUUUUUUUGCUUCCCCGGCCGCGAAGCACAUUGCACAACUUUUCGGCGUCGGGUUUUAUCCGCCAGCAUGGCUCCCAGCUCUCCGGCGGCAACCUGUGUCCCAGCCUUUGAAGUUCAAGCCGUGACUCUCGAGCGUUUUCCGUGGAUUUAUCCAGAAAAUGCGGCGCCCACGGGACGGGCUCGCGUCUUCUGACACUUUUCCACCCAGCUCGCGGUCGCUCGCACGAUGUGACCGAAAGACGCGGCGGAAUUACGUCCUACUGCAACAUAAAGCGCAAGUCGGAUACAUGACCGGGAUUUGAGCCAAGUGGAGACCGGGGGCUCGGGGGGAGGGAGGGGGUAACUAACGCCAGCUCAUCUCUGAGGAAAACAACCUGCGAGCGAGGAGAGCUGAGGGUUUGUGAUGCGGAGCGGCGUUUUUUUUUUUUUUUUUUUUUUUUUGAGAGGGAGAAAUCAGUGCACCAUUCAGGUUCCUUCAUGCUGCAUUGGAGUUUCCACCUUUCCACUUUAAUAAACACUGGACGCAGGUUCAUUUAAGGCCUGCUUACGUUCUCUCCCGUAACCUGCAGUGUUUCAUGUGUGUGUGUAUUUUAACCCAGAUGCUGAAUGGAAGUUUAUGGAAUUCUGAUGGAAGCCCUUCAUCACUAACAGUUUGGAUUAUAGCUCAUUUCUUCAGCAGGUAGUUUACUGAGGUAGAAAUAAAUAAACUAAGAAGAAGAAGAAGUGGGACCUGUUCGUGUUGAUAUUUCUGACAAAGUCCAACGAUGUGCGGCCGGGCACCGCCGCGCCAGCCGAGGCCAUGACCGUCCCUCUGCGGCGCCUCGCCGGGCUCUGGCCGUGGCUGCUCAUGGCGGCCCUGCAGGUGGUGCUGGGCCAGCCGAGCAUGGAGUCGGAACUCCGAGCUGUCAUCAACGUGACUCUGGUGAAGGAUCCCACGGGGAAGCCCAUCGUUCUGAAAGGGGAGUUCGUGGGAGGAAGUGCGGGCAACGCGCAAGGGAAGCUGAAGCAGUAUCACCCGGUGUCUCUGUGCAACACAAGCGAGGAUGAACGACAAGACAGCGGCUUCAUCACCAUCGUCAAGCUGGAGCAAUUAGGUCCCCACUGCUCGCCGCUGCUGGAUAAGGCUCGCAUAGCGUUGGACAGGGGCGCCCAAGCUGUUAUCUUCGACGUCAGCGACGUUGCCAUCGCAGAUGCCGAGCUGAAGAACACGGACUCCCUGCCCCAUCCAGUGGUGCUGAUUAAGGGAGUGGAUGCUAAGAAGCUGAUGAAUCUGGUCAACCACAAUGAGGAGGCCACAGUUGUUAUUGAGGCCAAGGUGGAGCCCAAAUGGCCGCAUUAUGAUGUGAGCAUCCUGCUUACCAUCGUCCUGGUUAUCCUCACCAUCAUUCUGAUCUUUGCUUUCCGCUACAAGUGCAAGUCCAACAGAACUUGGGACUCCGUCCAUCAGCAGACAGUGCAGGCCAUCAGUCGGCUGGAGACCAGAAUCUACCGCUCCCAGAGCUGCUCCGGCUCACAGCGCCACCAUGGGGCCUGGGGCUCGGCCAGCAGCUCUAACUCGAGCCCCGUCUGCGCCAUCUGCCUGGAGGAGUUUCAGGACGGCCAGAAUCUGAGGAUCAUCUCUUGCGCUCAUGAGUUCCACAGAGACUGUGUGGAUCCCUGGCUGAUGCAGCACCGCACCUGUCCUCUCUGCAUGCACAACAUCAUGGGAACGGAGCGUCAGCCUCAGAGAAACAGAAACCAGCAGAGUUCGGAGCAGAGCCAGAGCUUCCUGCACCCGCAGCAGUACAGCAACCCUCACAGCCACCCGUUCCCCCAGCACGCCAUCCCCUUCUCCAUGAGGCCCCACUACCCCCGCGGGCCUUCUGGACCCUACCCCAACCUGGGCCACUACAGCGGCUCGUCUCCUAUGGACGCUCAGACCCUCCAUUUCCUCAGCAGUCGGCAGCUAGGCGCCAGCUGCGGGUUCCACCUCCCAGUGGACGUUCCGGGGCGACCCCACAGGCUCGGAGCCGGCUGCCGGACCUCCGCCCAUCACUACGCGUCGCGGCGCUCCUGCCACACCUACCGCUCCUCCUGUCAGGCCCAGCGGAACGCAUCCGGCUCCAGGCUGCAGCACGGCUCCUCGGUAGCGGCGCAGAGCCGGGGGGUGGCGGGCAAUGGCCGGCAGGACGAUGGGAGUUGCUCUGGAGGCAGCUACCACACGGAGCGCAGCGGGUACCUGGCGGACGGGCCGGCCAGUGACUCCAGCUCGGGACCCUGGCACGGCUCCUCCAGUGACUCUGUCCUCAACUGCACGGACGUGUCCCUGCAGGGCGUUUAUGGCAGCUGGUCCACAUUCCGCAGCUCUCUGAGCAGCGACUAUGAUCCGUUCGGGUACUUCGGGGCAGGUCCGGCAGCCGGAGUGGGGAGUGGGCACGCCCCACGCAGGAACAGUCUGGAGGCCGCGGCUCAGAACCGGCCCAAGUCUCUGGAUUCUGUUGUGAACAAAGCAGGCUGCCUGGAGGAGCAGCCGCAGACUGUUUUCAGCCACAUCCACUACCACCGGCACAGACAUCACCACUACGAGGAGGGGGAGCACGGCCAGGGGCCGAGCAGGGGCUCAGAUGAGGAGCAGGGGGCCGCCCCCUCCGUUCCGGGUCAGGACAAAGACUCCCCGGCGUGCCCCCCAAAACACAGCCCCUGCCACUGCCCAAAGCCAGAGCCCACCGAUCGACCCAGCCCAGGGACAGAGCGGCAGGAGCUCGACCAAACGGGACCGCCGGUCAUUGUUCCCCCGAUCCCCCUGCAGCUGCAGUCCCGCUGCUGCCACCAGGGCCACGGACACCCCCCCGCCCCUCGAGUGGGGGGCUGUCUACUUGAUGGACCCUCCGUUCACUUUCACCAGAGCCUGGACCUCCAGGACGACCGCAGCAUCCACAUUCAUUACGGCCAGAGCCCGGCCUACUGCUGCCCGCCGCCAGAGCUGCACCCGGCCCUGCUCCCCGUGCCCCUCAUCUUGGACUCGGCGGGGAUAGAGGAGUGGCCGUGCUGCGGGGGGGCUCACGUUGUGUGGCAGAGACAGGUGCAGCAGGCUCACUCAGAGCCUCAGCUUAUGGGGCCCGGGACCUCAAUGGACAGGCCCCCCUGCAGGUUCCACCAGGGGUCCUCUGCUGAGCGCAACACGGACAUUUGUUUAUACUGCCAAUCUAUAAAACAUAAUCAGGGAUCAGAAGAGGAGUCUGGGGUGUGAGAAACUGUCUCGUCCCCACUGCUGCCCAGGAGCCAGAACGGAAAAAGUCCUUACAAAAAUCCCACCAGUCACGCCUUCACUCAAGCAAAAGUCCCAGCUGCCUUAGGAGAAUUCCCAUCCUCAGAUAGUGAAAUGAUCUUCAUUUUGUUAAAAAAAAUAAAAAAACUAGAAUAUUUGAUAUAAUAUAUAUACUUAAUGAUUUGAAUGUGCGAAGAUAGGAUAGGGUGUUGCAGGGGAAACGACUCUCCUGGUCAGACGCAGGAGGAUUGUUCACAUGGUCGCAGUUUCCCAAGCUCCUCAGCAACCGCCACCCAACGAAUGGUCCUGCUUUGGGCGUCGAGCCCGCAUGAAGUGAGACUUCGUCUCUGCAUCACGUCCUCUUUAUUUUUAUUUUUUUAAUACAAAGUAACUUGAUUUCUCGUAGAGGUACUUCCCUUUCUCUGCCUUCCUUCGCUGAGUCCGCUCUCAGCUGAGAAAUGCUUUUCUCUCCAGCCUACCUCAGCUCAGAUUUUCUUAACACGCCUCACACAAAGAGAGAGAGAGGGGAGUGGGGGGAUGGAGGGGAGGUUUUUAAAGGUACUGCUGUAGUGUUUUGUUUUAAAUUCCUAUGUAGCUUCCACAAACUCAACAGGUAGUAGUUCCCUCUCUCGGCAGUCCGGAUUGUUCAAACGGAGAGAGGAAGUUUUUCGAUGCUCAGCCCCCCUCAAAACGACGAGCAUCCUCUGAGGUCGCUCAGCCUCGUUUUCAUUGUUUCAGUAAUGGCAGCUGUUUCUUUUCUUUUUUUCUUUUGUUCUUCUCUUUUCUGUUUUUGAUGUUGUUUGCAAGGUUUUUAGUUCUUCAAAACCAGCCGGUUUGACUGAAUUAUGUGAUGGUCAUUACAAGCUAUUAUCAUGUCUUUUUUUUUUUUUUUUGUCAUUUCUCUUGCUAGUGGUUGUUUCAGUGCUGGUGAGCCCCUCAGACGGAGGCUUCGUCAGGAGGAUGGCGAUCACAUCUUUGGUUUUAUUUUUAACUCACCUUGACGUCAUGCUGUUUGCUGCGAAGGUUACGCUUUCCCCUCGUCUUCCACAACCUGUGAAACAAAACGUAAUUGCUUUGUAGCACAACUGGAGUAAAGUCAUGUAACAGUACCUUGCAAAAUGUUCGCCUGGUGGAAUCUGUUCACUUUUCACGUGGUGCAACCUCAAACUUCAGUGGAUUUUAUUGGGUGAGGGGAAAAGAGCACGUGUUCGGCCUUGUUCUCUCUAACUGUGUUUCCGUUGACCAUAUAAUGGCAAAAUUUGGCAUUUCUAAGACAAAUUUGCUUAAUGGAAACACGGCAAUUUCGAAAAAACAUUUUGCUGCUAGGAUGAGGAGGUUUUUGGCCGUAUCGAAAUUGGUUUAUUUCGCAAUGGAAACAUUGUGGUUUUGACACGUAAAAAAAAAAAAAAAAAAACAUCGACAUAUCACACAGUGUCGCACAAUCAGAAACUGGAUCAAUAUCCGGUCGUUGAUCAGAUAAUGCAAACAUUAAGAAGAUGACGAGAGGAGUUAGCAGCAGGAGGACGCGGCAUGUUUUCUAUUGACUCAUCACGUGAGCAGAAUUCUUCAUCUGUGAUUUUAAUUCCCUUUCUUAUUUCAUAGAAACACAGCAAUCACAAACGUAUCUAUUUUUCGACAUUAGCAGAAUAUCGACAAAUUUGACUUUGUAAUGGAAACGCAGAAAUCUGGUGCUAAUAACUGGCUUCCAAAGUCGGCUAGUAAAAUUCUGAUUCAAAAAUCAUAUAUCAUCCAUUGAGGCAUUCAUGGAUGAGUGGCCAGAAGGCCAUCAGAAGUCCUGCCGUUUAGGGAACAAACAUGUGAGCGAAAAUGCACACAUAGGACGAAAAUUGGAACACAGUGGUGGCAGCGUCAUGCUGCGGCAGCAUUUUGUUUUUGAUGGGAAAAAUUUCAAACUUCAGUUGACUAAAUGUGAUUGGCAUAUACAAUAAAAGACUCAAAGCUGUUGCCUCAGAGCUUAGAGGAGCUGAAUAUUAAAUGCAUGCCACACCAUUAAGAUCUCCGUUUGUAAAAAGAUAAAAGAAUGGAAAAAAAAGUUGAAAUACACUGAAGUUUGCUGUAAUGUGGGGAUGAGUACUUCUGCACGGUACUGUACUUUAAUCAGUUAGUCUGAUUCUGUGCUGUGGCACCACUUCUACUAGAGCUUGAUGUCGGUACAGGAGGAAACGCUUGGCAUUUGAAAAGAAAAUGCACCUUGAACUCGGCAACACUUUCAAUUCAAGAAAUAUGAACUGUCAACGUGUUGUUGUUUUUUUUGUUUCUGUAAGUGUAAAACCGCUUUAAACAAUUGCAAUUGAGGUAGUUGUUACCACUUACUCCGAUUUUUUGACCAGUGGAGGGGGGGAGGGAGUGCGUUGCUAAAAUACUAAACCGUAAAGGAGAAAGUUGGUCUCGCUUCAACAUUUGAAUCUGGACUUUCUACUUAACUCCAGCAGAAAUAAGCUGAGAUCAAACCAAUAAUAAAGGCUUAGUGAGUGUACUUUUACUUUUAUAAUGAAAAGUAAAAGUGUUUUUACUUUUAUUUACUUUUUUGUAACUUUUGGGCAGACCAGCUGCGGCUGAAUAAGAACUUGUGGAAACUGCAGCACUUACAAAAACCCUCACGUGUGCCUUGUUGAGUCAGACUAAAAUCAGGAAGCUCCCGACGACGACAACAGCUCUUACCUGCCUAACCAAAGAGGCAAAAAAAAAAAUUUUUUUAAUCUUGAACUCAGUGAACCCUGCUGAUAUGCGUAGUGCCUUCUCGUUUCCUCGCCCUUCCUUUGCGUUUCUUCGAGCGCCCGACGAGAGCACAUGUUCAGAUAGACGUGGUAAUAAUUUUGGGCAAUCAUGCAGAAUCUAUCACCUCUAGUCCUUACAAAUACCUCACUUUGAAUGUGCCUUUAGCUUAAUGUAUGGGAGGGGGUGACGUUUGCUUUUUUUUUUUUAAUGUUCCCAAACAGUCCCACGGACUGACAUGGAAAUGACUGAAUUGUAAUAAGCACUUUGGCCUUAAGAUUUUAUACCGAAAUGAGUUUAAAUUCCUAGUAUUAGUGCAAGCCAGCCCACAACCAUCAGCAUGUGAAGAGUAGCAUUUACCACAGAACAUCUGGCACGAUUUCAUCCUCGUUCAAGAUUUUUCUCUUUGUGUUGUUAAUGUGUUUUUGUUUUGUAUUUGUUUUUUUUUUGUUGCAAGAAUUAGGAGCUGAAACUGCCUUUUGUAAUAGUCAAGAGAAAAAGAAAGAAAAAGCGGUCCCUCUAGAACGUUAAGGGAUAAUGUCAGUAUAUUUUGGAUACUUUGUGUACAAAAGAGAACAACAAAACCCAGAAACAAGAUAGUGUUGUAUUUUAUAUAUAUAAUAGAACAUUUCAAUAUAGUGACAUGUCACUAAUAUAUUUAUUUACUAAUAUAUUUAUCCAUUUUUGUCCAGGUUUGAAAAGAUUUCUGUAUAGAGUGAAUGUUUCUGUAUAGAAACUGACUGGUGCCAUCGCAAAUAUAUCAACCUGUCUUCAUUCCAAUUAUAUG